Molecule: messenger RNA, 2010 nt
Organism: Protomyces lactucae-debilis
Lineage: Eukaryota; Fungi; Ascomycota; Taphrinomycetes; Taphrinales; Protomycetaceae
Product: acetoacetate-CoA ligase
Exons: 1
Coding region: 1-2010 (669 amino acids)
Biological process (GO): lipid metabolic process
Cellular component (GO): cytosol
Molecular function (GO): acetoacetate-CoA ligase activity
Source: RefSeq, a predicted model, not a curated record
AUGUCAGACAAACUCUGGUCACCAGGCCCCGAGGUGGUAGCCAAUGCCAACAUCACACACUUCAUCAAGCAAAUCAACAAAGACCGCGGUCUAAGUCUGAGGACUUACGAGGACCUGCACAAGUACUCUAUCACGAAAGAUGUGUUUUGGUUCGACCUCUUCAAGUUUCUGAAGAUCAUCCAUUCAUCACCUCCGACGUCUGUUCUCGAGAAUGGCCAGAGUCUAGCGGAUGCGCCCUUGUAUCCUCCUCCAGUGUUCUUUCCGGGGUGCAGGCUCAAUUAUGCGGAAAACAUCAUUGAGGGCCAUGACGACCAAAGUCUCGCCAUCAUCACAGCCCUUGAAGGCGCAAAGCAAAUCAAGCGCUACACUUUCGGUCAGGUGCGCGAGAUUGUGCACAGUUAUGCAGAUGCAUUGCGCGCAUCGGGUGUCGUCAAGGGCGACCGCGUUGCUGGUAUUCUCUGUAACUCUAUCCACUCAGCUUGCAUCCUUCUUGCAACCACUUCUAUUGGUGCAGUGUAUUCAUCUACUGCAACUGAUAUGGGCACUUCGGGUAUUCUAGACCGAUUGAAGCAGAUUCGGCCCAAGGUUAUUCUGAUGGACAAUGCUGCGCACUACAACGGCAAGAUCUUCAAUCUGGCUAGCAAGGCGAAUGAGGUCCUAUCCGUUAUCGAUGGCGACCAGCUGUCCCGAUUCGUGGUUGUUCCAAACAUCGCCGACAUCUCUUGUGACCUGGGCCACAAAAAGACUGUCGCCUUGACUCAAUGGAUUAAGGAGGCGAAGCGUACCCCAGUUCUCAAGUACGAGCAGUGUGCAUUCACUGAUCCAGUAUUCAGCAUGUACUCAUCUGGUACGACAGGUCCACCAAAAUGCAUUCAGCAUUCUGUCGGCGGUGUUGUGCUUUCUAUGAAGAAGGAAGCCGUACUCCAACUCGACCUGCACCCAGGUGACGUUUACUACCAAUUCACAACCACAAAUUGGAUGAUGUACCAGGUGCUCAUUACAGCCCUUUCUACCGGCGCCACUAUUUUGUGUCUUGACGGCUCGCCCAUGGUCGACAUCCCCAAGGUUCUUACAUUCAUGGAUGAAAUUGGUGUAACACUCUACGGAACAUCCCCUCGAUGGCUUGCAGAGGUUCGUAAUUUGGGCAUUGUCCCCAAGGAUGUCGCUCCAUUCAAGAGACUACGACAAGUCACAUCGACUGGAUCUGCACUGGUCACUGAGCUUUACUAUCACUUCUACAAGGCUUGGCCCGCUAGAGUUCAGCUGUCUUCUAUCAGUGGCGGCACAGACUUGCUCUCCUGCAUUAUUGCAGCAGUACCCAUUCUGCCAAUUUAUGCUGGAGAAUUACAGUCGCCUUGCCUUGGUAUUGCAGCAGCCAGCUUCGAUGACGAAGGCAAGCCUUUGCCUAUCGAGCAUCCAGGAGAGCUCGUCAUUACGCGUGGUUUCCCCUCGCAGCCAAUCUACUUUUUGAGUGACCCAGACGGCAAGAAGUAUGAAAAUGCAUACUACACGCAUUUCCCAGGAAUCUGGCGACACGGCGAUUUCGUACAAUUCAAGGAGACUGGCGGUGCCAUCUUGCUGAGUCGCUCAGACGGUGUGCUCAAUCCGAGUGGUGUUCGAUUUGGGUCUGCUGAAAUCUAUGGCAUCACCGACAAGUUCCCGGAAAUUGCAGAGGCCUUGUGUAUUGGGCAGCGACGCCCUACAGAUGUGGACGAAAGUGUCUUGCUCUUCCUGCAAAUGAAGGACCCACGCAGCUUCUCCCAGGAUCUUGUUCAGCGCAUCAAGAAGGAGAUUGCAAAGGAGCUGAGUCCGAGGCAUGUGCCUCGAUACGUCUUCAUGGUGAAGGAUAUUCCCAUGACCAUCAAUGGGAAGAAGGUGGAGAUUGUCGUUAAGCAAAUUGUCUCGGGCCAGACGCCCAAAGUCAGCGCAACGGUCGCCAAUCCGGAGUGCCUGGAGGAGUACAAACAAUACGCGCGCAUUGAAGAAGUCGUCCGCCAAGCCAAGUUGUAG